Messenger RNA from Strongylus vulgaris, 411 nucleotides. Lineage: Eukaryota; Metazoa; Nematoda; Chromadorea; Rhabditida; Strongylidae. The record is from the annotation of a GenBank genome assembly.
CCAGCACAACCUCUUAUUGAAAUCAGCUCAACUCAAGGUCUAACCGCUCGAUUUCUACCUCUUGGUGCCACAUUAGUGUCCCUUUUCGUAAGAGAUCGCGACUCGAAUCCCAUAGAUGUUGUUCUUGGAUUUGACGAUGUUAAAAGUUACCAGGAGGACACAGCUUACAUCGGAAAAACAAUUGGUAGGGUGUGUAACCGAAUCGGCUAUGGCCGCUUUACAUUCAGAGGAAAAGAGUAUAAUCUUCCUAUUAACAACCCACCACAUAGCUUGCACAGCGGACCACAAGGACUUGCUUUGAAAGAAUGGGAAGUGAUACGUCGAACUCCAACGUCUGUCACAUUCCGAAUAAGGACGGAUGAAGCAAAAGAUGGUUUACCCGGAGAUGCAAACAUCGAUGUGAACAGAUGA